This is a messenger RNA of Brugia pahangi, 825 nucleotides long. Lineage: Eukaryota; Metazoa; Nematoda; Chromadorea; Rhabditida; Onchocercidae. The record is from the annotation of a GenBank genome assembly.
AUGUCUCAUUUUAUGCAGUCUUUCAAAAUUGAGCGUGGUAGAUUGCUGAUGGCUGUCAUGAAGUCAAUAUUAAAGAUAACACAUGUGAUUUUUGAUUUGGAUGGCUUAUUGAUCGAUACUGAAGUAGUAUUCUCGAAGGUAAACCAGUGUUUAUUGUCGAAAUAUAAUAAGGAAUUCACUUCGCAUUUGAGAGGUUUGGUGACGGGAAUGCCUAAGAAAGCCGCUGUAACAUACAUACUUGAACACGAAAAACUGUCCGGGAAAGUUGACGUUGACGAAUACUGUAGAAAGUAUGAUGAAAUGGCCGAAGAAAUGUUACCGAAAUGUUCAUUAAUGCCUGGCGUGUUGAAGCUUAUACGGCAUUUAAAGGCUCACAGUAUACCUAUGGCUAUAUGUACUGGUUCAACCAAAAAAGAAUUUGAGCUCAAAACUCAGUAUCAUAAGGAGCUUUUGGAUUUGAUAUCUUUGAGGGUUUUAUCGGGUGAUGAUCCUGCCGUCAAACGAGGGAAACCGGCUCCAGAUCCCUUUCUGGUAACAAUGGCUAGGUUCGAAGAGAAACCUGAGAAAGCUGAAAAUGUUCUCGUUUUCGAAGAUGCAACUAAUGGAGUAUAUGCAGCAGUAGCAGCUGGCAUGAAUGUUGUUAUGAUUUUUUCUUGCAACUUCACAAAAUGCAGGUAUUCAAACUAUUGUGGUUAUCGGUGGAUUUUUCUAGAAUUAUAUGUUCCCAUGAAUGCUAUUAGAUAUUCAUAUUGUAUUCGAUAUUGCGAUGCUGAAUACAUUCUACAUUCUCUGAUGUUACAGCAGAAGUUAGAAGUCGUGAAGUAA